AUAGCCCAGAUCUUCGGAAAGCGUGUCGCCGCUCUUCCCUCGUCUCGACCCCAUGCAUUUCCCCCUCAAGCUAGGUCCCCUGCCUUGUCGAUAGAUAGCCCCCGCUCCACAUUGUGGCCCGAUCCUCUCUUCGGCCCUCCUCUUCGUCCCUUCCGUUGCCCCCUACUCGUGUGGUUCGGUGACCCAAAACGAAUCCGGCACGCACGCAUCUCUCUGCCAUGGUAGUAUACAUGCCCUUUCCGACAUCCGGAAGAGGCGCUCCCUCCGGCGCCGUUUCCGUCCCAACCGCCCUGCCCGCUGCUUUCCUCCCAACCACAAGUCAUGCCGACGUGGCUCGACGUAACCCGCCCCCUGCCGUCAGUCGCCGCCCGUCCCUCGCCCCGUCCGAGUCCAGCCCCUUCUGCCCUCGCCUGGCCGAGUACCCCAGCAGCCUUCUCGCCCUCGGCCAGCAGCUGACCCACCCGGAGAUCGACUCCUGCGAAAGCUCGGUCUCGCUGGCGGCUCCUGCCUCCUCGCUCCUCCCUUCCUCCGGAUUAUCAUCUGGCCCCCACUGCUCGUCGGACCUUUCCUCGCUACCCUCCUACACGUCGCCCCCUUCGAUCGUCGCCGGCCUCACUGCCACCCCGCCCGGGACCAGUUCCAUCGGUGCCUCGGCUAGCGUUGCCGCUGUCGCUGCCGGUAUUUCGGUGGUCACCUCGCAGUCGACGUCCGACCUUCCGACCAGCACCGCCACCACCACCGCCGCCGCCGCCGCCGCCGCCGCCGCCACCACCACCACUGUCGCUCCCGCCAGCACCGACAUGCGCCUGCCGCCACCCCCCGCCUAUCGGGAUCACCACCUUGUGACUGGACCCCCGCCGGCCAAUGUUGUCACCGCCCUCACCGCCGCGCACUAUCUUGGCUGGUCCAACCAAAUCGAGGUGCUGGAUGCCCCAGUCGGCCCGGCCCAGGCGGCCCUCAGCGACAAGGCACAUGCCCUGUCUUCCCUUGAGUAUUCGACCGACACGCUGACAUACCUGCUGAGCCGCGAGGACACCUACAUGGCCUCGGCUGACUACAUGGCACACCAGGGGGUUGUCACGCCGGCCAUGCGGCGCGUCCUCAUCGACUGGCUGGUCGAGGUGGCCAUCGAGUACAAGCUCGGCUCAGAGGCCCUCUACCUGGCAGUCAACUACAUCGACCGGUUUCUCUCCAAAAUGCACGUGGCCCGGACGAUCUUCCAGCUGGUUGGCAUCGUCAGCCUCAUGAUCGCCGCCAAGAUGGUCUGCGUCCGCCAGCGCAUCCCCCCUCUGUCCACCUUCGUGGCCGUGUGCAAUAGCAUCUACGACGCGCGCGACCUUCGCGCCAUGGAGCUCUGCAUGAUGGAAACCCUCUCCUUCGAGCUAUGCGCCCCGACAUGCGCCUCCUUCAAUCCUCGCUUCCUGCAGAUGGUCGAGCAUGUCAAGGUCGAUGAGGAUGUCUUCAAUGUCACCUGGUUCCUCACCGAGCUGGCCCUCCUGAGCUACGAAAUGGUCUCCUUCCGCAAGUCCCUCGUCUCGGCCAGUGCUCUCUUCAUCAGCCUGUGCGUGACAUCGCGCGCCCCGCCGGCCCUGUCGUCCGAGGCCUGGGCCGCGUCCGAGGAGGGCAUUGCCGCCCAUGCCGCCUUGCCCCCGGCCUAUUGGCACCUGCAGCACCUGCACCUGCAACAGUCCUACCAUCAGUAUUUGCUCCAGGUGUAUGGGCAAAUCUGGCCGAACUACCUGGCCGAGGCGGCCGGCUUCUCCAUCUCCCAGCUGCUUCCGUGUGUGCGACUUCUGCAUGCCCUCUUCAUUGAGGCGUGCGGUGGGAUCCCUCGGGCCCAAGUGUCCGACCUGGGGCCUGACCCCGAGGCAGCCAGCGCCGCCUCGCUGAGCAACGACCCGGAGCCGGCCCCGGCCGGUCCGGCGGCCCUCGACACCACCUCCGAGGGGCUGGACAAUGCCCCGGAAGACACCGCGGCCCUCACCGCCCGGGCUGCCGGCCUGAUGCCGGUCCCGGCUGCAGUGGCCUUUGCCUCGGAGGACCAGCCCAUCCGGCCAUCCUCGGCGGCCAUUGCCGGCGGCUCCCAAUGCGCUGGCGAUGGUGGCAGUCCCCGGCUGCAGCCGGGGCCCGGCCGGUCUUCGGCCGCCGCCGCUGCCGCUGCCACCGCCUCCCCCAUGUUGGCCGCCUGCCGGCCACCCCUGAGUCCGAUUUCGCUGCCCCCCUCUUCCGAGCAUCUGGCCCGCGCGAAUGCCAUCGGAGUCGAUGCCCCUGGCCCUGGCGCCGCCCCCGCGGCCGGUGCCGGCCAUGCAUACACUGCCCCUCAGGCGGCUGACCAGCCCUGGACCGUGGUCACCGCGUCCCCUUCCGUCGGGCCGGUCCCCGCUUCCGGCCCUGCCCCUCGGCCUGAGACUCCAGGCGCUGAUGAUGGGGGCGAUGCCUCUCCCCGGGCGCCGGCGCCCGCGGGUCAAUCCGCCUCGCCCCCGGCGCCGCUUCCCCCGGCGCCGCUGCUAUCGCAAUCGGCCAUCGUGCAGAAGUUCAAGCCCUGCAUCGAUCGCCGAGUCAGCCUGCGCCCGCUGUACCUGGCCGAGCUUCCCUGGUUCGACUGGGUGAUGCCUGAUCCAUCCCCUCAGCAUGGCCAUGCCCCGCAGCCAAUGCCGCAGUCGCAACCCCAGUCGCAGCACUCACAGCCACAGCCGCAGUCUCCUGCUCAACAGCCGGCUUCGGCUCCUCGGCCACCGAUGAGACUCCGCCCAAUCCCGAGCCCGGUGCCCCACUCCCAGGCCUUCCACCAGGAGGCGGCUGGCAACCUCCUCAAUGGGGGCCAGCGUCCGAAGCGCUCGGCCACCAUGGCCGCUUUCAUCCCGGAGGAAGGCACCAUUCCUCCCCGCCACGCUCUGACCGUGGCUGCUGCUGCUGCCGUCGCCGUCGCCGCCGUCACCGACGAUUUACACAAGCGCCGCCGUUUGGAUCGGCCCCACUCGGCUCAGCCGACCCAGUAACUGGGCAUCCGGCCGUCCCACCGGCAUUUGCCUCUCCGUCCCCCCCCCCCUCCCGUGACAUUCUCCCCUCGCCAGGAGAUGGCAGGUGGGGAGGGGGUUCAACCGCUUAAACAGUUUUCCCCCAAGCGGCGCCCCCUUCCCCUCCCUCACCACUCGUCUGCGUCGAAGAAAAAAGAAAAAAGAGAAGAGGAGGCCAAAAAG
Molecule: messenger RNA, 3200 nt
Organism: Fonticula alba
Lineage: Eukaryota; Rotosphaerida; Fonticulaceae
Exons: 6
Coding region: 219-2999 (926 amino acids)
Biological process (GO): mitotic cell cycle phase transition; regulation of cyclin-dependent protein serine/threonine kinase activity
Cellular component (GO): cyclin-dependent protein kinase holoenzyme complex; nucleus; cytoplasm
Molecular function (GO): cyclin-dependent protein serine/threonine kinase regulator activity
Source: RefSeq, a predicted model, not a curated record